This is a messenger RNA of Paramecium primaurelia, 2901 nucleotides long. NCBI's taxonomy places the organism in Eukaryota, Ciliophora, Oligohymenophorea, Peniculida, Parameciidae. The record is from the annotation of a GenBank genome assembly.
AUGCCAGGCUCUUUUUAAGAGUAGGAAGCUCUAGCCGACAUCUUUGAUUAAGUAAAAGAUGUAGAUAUAAGAAUCUUUGUGGUUUUAUUAGAAAUGUUUAGAAAGAAAAAAAUGAAAGACAGCAUUGGAUUUCUAUCAGAUAUUUAGAAUUCGAGACAAUUAGAAUCAUAAAUCUUACAACAAGUAGAGAAUAUCACCCAAGCUGAUACGGAAUAAAAAUUGUCUGUUAUUGCAAAUGACAUAAAUUAAAUUACAGAUGUAUUAAAAAAAUUAAAAGAUCAUGACUUCAAUAACUAAGGCAUUAUCUCUGAAGAAAAUGAAGAAUCUAAACUAAAUUUAAUUUAAAGCAUCAAGGGUAAAAAAUAGAUAUAAGAAUUACUGUAAUUUUUAGUUCACCUCACAUCCAUUGAUGAAGCAUUUAUAUAGGGUGGGUCGAAUUCAUUACACUUAUUAGUUUAGAUGAAGGUAGACCUUAGAAAGAAAAAUUUGGAAAAUAUUAAGAUCUAAAAUACUUCUUUAGUAGGAGGUAAUUUUGCUCGCUGUAAUUUAAGUGGAUCCUAAUUUGAUAAUGUUAAUAUAAGUUGGAUGAAUUUGAAUGGAGCAUUAUUAUUAAAUUGUAAAUGGAAAAAUUUAAGAAUCCAUGAAUUAAAUAACUUGGAUGGUCAUAGUAAUUGUGUGAAUUCAGUCUGUAUUUCACCUAAUGGAAAUACAUUAGCAUCUGGCAGUAGUGAUAAGACUAUUCGUCUAUGGGAUGUCAAAAAAGGAUAAUAAAAAGCCUAAUUAAAUGGUCAAACUGAUAAUGUUAAAUCAGUCUGUUUCUCCCCUGAUGGAAAUAACUUAGCCUCUGGAAGUGCUGAUGGGUCUAUCUUAAUAUGGAAUGCUAUGAUAAGAAAGAAAAUAGCCAAAUUAGAUGGUCAUACUUGCGCUGUCUACUCAGUCUGUUUCUCAACUGAUGGGAAUACAUUAGCUUCUGGUAGUCUUGAUAAAUCUAUCCGUCUUUGGGAUGUCAAAACAGGAUAAUAAAAAGCCAAAUUAUAAGGCCAUACUAGCACUGUCUACUCAGUCUGUUUCUUAACUGAUGGAAAUACAUUAGCUUCUGGUAGUCUUGAUAAAUCUAUCCGUCUAUGGGAUGUCAAAACAGGAUAAUAAAAAGCCAAAUUAGAUGGUCAUACUAACACUGUCUACUCAGUCUGUUUCUCUCUUGAUGGAAAUAUAUUAGCUUCUGGUAGUGGUGAUUAGUCUAUCCGUCUAUGGGAUUUAAAAACAGGAUAAUAAUAAGCCAAAUUAUAAGGCCAUACUAGCACUGUCUACUCAGUCUGUUUCUCUCCUGAUGGAAAUACAUUAACUUCUGGUAGUAAUGAUAAGUCUAUCUGUCUUUGGGAUGUCAAAACAGGAUAAUAGAAAGCCAAAUUAGAUGGUCAUACUAGCACUGUCUACUCAGUCUGUUUCUUUCCUAAUGGAAAUAAAUUAGCUUCUGGUAGUAAUGAUAAGUCUAUCCGUCUAUGGGAUGUCGAAAAAGGAUAAUAAUAAGCCAAAUUAGAUGGUCAUAGUGAUUAUGUUAUGUCAGUCUGUUUCUCUCCUGAUGGAAAUACAUUAGCUUCUGGUAGUCAUGAUAACUCUAUCCGUCUAUGGGAUGUCAAAACAGGAUAAUAAAAAGCCAAAUUAGAUGGUCAUACUAGUACUGUCUACUCAGUCUGUUUCUCUCCUGAUGGAAAUACAUUAGCUUCUGGUAGUAAUGAUAAGUCUAUCCGUCUAUGGGAUGUCAAAACAGGAUAAUAAAAAGCCAAAUUAGAUGGUCAUACUAGUACUGUCUACUCAGUCUGUUUCUCUCCUGAUGGAAAUACAUUAGCUUCUGGUAGUAAUGAUAAGUCUAUCCGUCUAUGGGAUGUCAAAACAGGAUAAUAAAAAGCCAAAUUAGAUGGUCAUACUAGUACUGUCUACUCAGUCUGUUUCUCUCCUGAUGGAAAUACAUUAGCUUCUGGUAGUAAUGAUAAGUCUAUCCGUCUAUGGGAUGUCAAAACAGGAUAAUAAAAAGCCAAAUUAGAUGGUCAUACUAGUACUGUCUACUCAGUCUGUUUCUCUCCUGAUGGAAAUACAUUAGCUUCUGGUAGUAAUGAUAAGUCUAUCCGUCUAUGGGAUGUCAAAACAGGAUAAUAAAAAGCCAAAUUAGAUGGUCAUACUAGUACUGUCUACUCAGUCUGUUUCUCUCCUGAUGGAAAUACAUUAGCUUCUGGUAGUAAUGAUAAGUCUAUCCGUCUAUGGGAUGUCAAAACAGGAUAAUAAAAAGCCAAAUUAGAUGGUCAUACUAGUACUGUCUACUCAGUCUGUUUCUCUCCUGAUGGAAAUACAUUAGCUUCUGGUAGUAAUGAUAAGUCUAUCCGUCUAUGGGAUGUCAAAACAGGAUAAUAAAAAGCCAAAUUAGAUGGUCAUACUAGUACUGUCUACUCAGUCUGUUUCUCUCCUGAUGGAAAUACAUUAGCUUCUGGUAGUGAUGAUAAGUCUAUCCGUCUAUGGGAUGUCAAAACAGGAUAAUAAAAAGCCAAAUUAGAUGGUCAUGAGCAUUGGGUAAUGUCAGUCUGUUUCUCUCUUGAUGGAAAUACAUUAGCUUCUGGUAGUAGAGAUAACUCUAUCCGUCUAUGGAAUGCUAAAACAGGAUAAAAAAAAGCUAAAUUAAAUGGUCAUAGUGAUUAUGUAUUCUCAGUCUGUUUCUCUCCUGAUGGAAAUACAUUAGCAUCAGGUAGUAUUGAUUAGUCUAUCCGUCUAUGGAAUGUUAAAACAGGAUAUAAAAAGCAAAAUUAGAUGGUCAUAGAGGAGUUGUCUACUCAGUCUGUUUCUCUCCUGAUGGAAAUACAUUGCAAAAAAUUGAUUUAGACCUAAUGUGAUUUUUAAAUUAUUGUUUGA